This is a messenger RNA of Entrophospora sp. SA101, 468 nucleotides long. The record is from the annotation of a GenBank genome assembly. NCBI's taxonomy places the organism in Eukaryota, Fungi, Glomeromycota, Glomeromycetes, Entrophosporales, Entrophosporaceae.
AUGCCAAAGAUCAGACAUUCACGAACUAAAAAACCUCCACAAGGCUUCGAAGACAUCGAACCAGUUUUAUUGGAAUUUGCUCAAAAAAUGAAAGAUGCUGAAAACGAACCACAUGAAGGAAAACGUCGUGUUGAAUCUUUAUGGCCAAUAUUUCGAUUACACCAUCAGAGAUCGCGUUAUAUAUAUGACCUUUAUUAUAAACGAGAGGCCAUCUCAAAAGAAAUUUAUGAUUAUUGUUUAAAAAACGGUUAUGCUGAUGGAAAUUUAAUUGCAAAAUGGAAGAAGAAGGAUCAAAAAUCAAAACAGAAAAGACUUCAAGAAGAACAGGAAGGUGAAGAGGUGGAAGGUGAAGGUGUGGAAGAGCAGCACCAACGACAAUUAAAUCAAUAUAUGGCAGCUCAACAAGAAACAUAUGGAGAAUCAUCUUCGCAGUCAACAUUAGCUCAAAAUGAAUUAUUGAAUUCCUAA